AUGGCAAUCAACUUCUCAGCCUCGUUUGCGGCCUGCAUAGCCGCCGGCCUCAAAGUGCCACGUCAAAUAAUGUAUUGCAUCACACAGGACACCGGUCAGCCCUAUGUCCUCUAUAAAGAUUCCCAGGAAGCUGAACGAAAUGCCGCCGCAAUUGGUGGUACCCCAGGACAAUGGGGCACCGAAAUGUAUCCUGGCAUACAACAACAACACUUGAGUGCACAACAACAAAAUGCCAUUACGGCAAAUGGCCAGGCGGGCGCAUCAAAUGGUCCAACAUCACAUUCACCCAAUGGUGGUGGUGAUCCACAUGGUCGUGAAAAUGGUGGUGCGGAUGGUGGUGGUGGGGCGGGGGGAACUGGUAGACAACAGGGUUCACCCUCGACCAGUCCAUACCCGCCACAACAGCAACAGCAGCAGCAACAACAACAGCAGAGAACAAACGGAACCAAUGAUGAUGAUGUGAAUAUGAAUCAGGUGAGUAAGGAACAACCAAAUUCCAAUCCACAAUCAAAUCCAAACCAAAGCUCAAAUGAUCCCCAUCAGCAGCAGCAGCAAAAUGCCAAUGCCGCCUCGUCAUCCGACAAUAACCCGGCGGGGAAUAAUCCGCACAAUGUCCAGCAGAAUGGCCAGGCCAAUGAUCAUGGCAAUAAUGGUUUUCCUGGCUCCCAAAAUGGUGAAUUGUCCAGCUAUUAUGCCCCCCGACAUCCUGGCGCCCAAGGUGGCCUUAUGGCACCACCCGGUUUCCCACCGUUACAUUAUCUCAAUAAACCUGUGCUGCCGGGUUUAAAUGGCGCAAUGGAUCAGGGAGCAGGUAAUGGACCCAAUAUGGAUGCAUAUGCCUUGCCCGAGCUACUGCCGGGACAGAAUGGCUCAGCCAAUGGUCAGCAACAGAAUGGUGGUGCUGGUGGCACCGGGGGACAUCAAAAUAAUACAACCAGCAAUGGCACCGGUACGGGAGGUGGUGGAGGCGGCGGCGGAGGAGGUGGUAGUGGUCGUAGCCAUAAACCCCCCAAACCUCACAGUGAUCUGCGACUCUUCAAAUGCCUAACCUGUGGCAAAGAUUUCAAACAGAAAAGUACCCUGCUGCAACAUGAUCGCAUACACACCGAUGCCCGGCCGUAUCCCUGCUCCGAGUGUGGCAAACGUUUUCGCCAACAAUCGCAUCUGACCCAGCAUCUGCGCAUCCAUGCCAAUGAGAAGCCGUUCACGUGCGGCUACUGCAAUCGAGGCUUUCGCCAGCGGGCAAUACUCAAUCAACAUGUUCGCAUCCAUUCGGGUGAGAAGCCCUUUGCGUGUCCCGAGUGCGGCAAGCACUUUCGCCAGAAGGCCAUCCUUAAUCAACAUGUGCGAACCCACCAAGAUGUUUCACCCCAUCUCAUAUUCAAAAACGGACCCCAUCCGACAUUGUGGCCCCAAGAUGUACCCUAUCCGGGCGAUGAGACUGACACAAAGAAUGGCAUUGCCAAUGAUGGCUAUAACGAUGAUGAUUCACAGAAUGGUCAAGAUGGAGGUAUACAUUAUCCCGCCUACUUUAAGGAUGGUAAAGGACAAAAAAUCUUACCCGAUGUCCUCUCACACAUCGGUAUCCGUCCGGCCAAUAUGCCGCUCUACGUACGCUGUCCGAUUUGUGAUAAGGAAUUCAAACAGAAGACGACACUGCUGCAACACGGUUGCAUACAUAUCGAAUCGCGUCCCUAUCCCUGCCCCGAGUGCGGCAAACGUUUCCGCCAGCAAUCACAUUUGACCCAGCAUUUGCGCAUCCACACGAAUGAGAAGCCAUUCGGAUGUCUGUAUUGUCCGCGUUUCUUCCGGCAGAGAACGAUUUUGAAUCAGCAUGUCCGCAUCCAUACCGGCGAGAAGCCCUACAAGUGCGGCCAGUGUGGCAAAGAUUUCCGUCAGAAGGCGAUAUUGGAUCAGCAUACACGGACCCACCAGGUAGGUGAUCGUCCCUUCUGCUGUCCCAUGCCAAAUUGUCGACGACGCUUCGCCACCGAAAACGAAGUGACCAAACACAUUGACAAUCACAUGAAUCCGACAACAAAACGCAGCCGCCAGGCGAACAAUACCGCCAAUAGCAGCCAGAACAACAACAACAAUGCCAACAAUAACGCCAAUAACAACAAUUCACAUGCCGCAGCUGCUGCUGCAUCGGCGGCCGCAGCCGCUGCUGCCGCCAAUCAUUUAAUCAAUGAAACCAAAAACGCUGCAGCUCAACAAUUUCUCAAUAACAACAACAAUCCGGCGGGUGACAAUAAAAAUAAUAUUCUGCCGCGUGGCAUGGGUGGUGUGGGCGGUGUGCCCAAUCCCGGAUCACAGGUGAAAAACGAAUUGUAUUUCCCCCAGUGUUAUGGACCACCAUUCCAGCAUCCGUUUCAACAGCCAACGGCUGCGCACAACAAUGGACCAUCGGCGGUAUCGGUAAGUGUGGCCAAUUCGGUGGCACCCGGAGUUGUGGGGCAGCAAAAUGCCCCAACAUCGGUGGUAGUGGCCCAGUGACAUCCCUCCACCACGACAACAACGGUGGCGGGGGCUGGUG
Musca vetustissima is the source of this 2536-nucleotide messenger RNA. It is a transcript of the gene jim, whose product is annotated as zinc finger protein 768. The record is from RefSeq and is a predicted model, not a curated record. Lineage: Eukaryota; Metazoa; Arthropoda; Insecta; Diptera; Muscidae. Gene Ontology annotation, cellular component: nucleus. Bases 1 to 2496 code for a protein of 831 amino acids. Gene Ontology annotation, molecular function: RNA polymerase II cis-regulatory region sequence-specific DNA binding; DNA-binding transcription factor activity, RNA polymerase II-specific. Gene Ontology annotation, biological process: regulation of transcription by RNA polymerase II. The transcript is spliced from 6 exons.